AUGGACAUGAAAGUGCUGCCCCUCGGCCCCGCCCUACGGAUACCCCUGAUAAUAGCUUGCAUCAUCGUCCAAAUCGUCAUCCUCAUCUACCACCUUGCUGGCGCACCAAAGUCAAUAUCCAGUCUGUACAGCUCGCAAUAUCUGCAGCCAGACUUUUCGCACCUCGCGGAACACUGCGCCCAUAUCUCCCCGAUCCCUACGAGCUCGUUUCUCCAGCGUCAACAGGCACUUGCUCAGACACUACACCAGUUGAACGCUUCGGCGUACAUUGCUGAGCCGGGGGCAAGUGCUGCCUACUUUGCUAACCUCUCGGCGUCGCACUGGCACCUCUCCGAACGACCUCUCCUCCUUAUCGUCUCGCCGAGGCUCGACUCGCACGACCAAGUACAUGCUCAGGUCUCCAUUCUGACGCCUGCCUUUGAGGCCACGCGUGCAAAGCUUCUCUCUAUCCCUAGCUCGGAUGAGAUCUCCUACCCUUCAUGGUCUGAGGAUGUUGAUCCGUUUGAGGUCGCAGUCUCCGCCGUGCCGCUGCUCAAGGAGGGCACGAUCUAUGUCGACGGAAUGACGCGUAGCUUCGUUCUGGAUGGGCUGCAGAAAGCUGCAGCUCAGUCGAAUGUUCUCACAGCGCCCGUGGAGAUACGUAGGCUACGAGAGAGGAAGAGCACAGAAGAGCUCGAGAUCAUGAAAUGCGUGAACGAGGUCACGCUAUUAGCCAUUCGGGAUGUCAGAGAGAACGUGAAGAUAGGCAUGCGCGAGUCGGAAGUCCGACAGCUCAUGUCGACGGCGCUGAGUGCCGCAGGGCUUAGCGACGGCAGCUGCCUGACUCUGUUUGGCGAGAACGCCGCUUUGCCACACGGCAGCGGAACUGACCGUGUGCUCGGUGCACACGACUUCGUACUGGUUGACUGCGAUGGCGGGCUGCACGGCUACCAAAGCGACGUGACCAGGACGUAUGCUCUGCCCGAGUCGACUAUUCAUGCAGCUUAUCUCAGGGUGUGGCAUCUUGUGCAUUCGGCUCAGGCCAAUGCGCUUGCGACGGCGCGGAAUGGAACAAUUACCGCUGAGGUAGAUGCGGCUGCUCGCAGCACGCUCGCAGCGCAGGGCUAUGCGCAGUAUCUCACACACAGACUAGGUCACGGCGUUGGCUUGGAGGUCCAUGAAUCUCCGUACCUUCGCGGCGGCUCCGAAGAUGUGAUCCUCACUGGACAUACCUUUUCAGAUGAGCCUGGAGUGUACAUUGAAGGACAGGUUGGGAUCCGAUUGGAGGAUUGCUUCUACGUGCACGAGAACGGCACUGCCAUCUUCCUUACUGCAGGAGUCGGCGGUGCGGCUAGAGGCCCUUGGGAUCCCUGA
Messenger RNA from Fomitopsis serialis, 1353 nucleotides. RefSeq names its product peptidase M24. The record is from RefSeq and is a predicted model, not a curated record. Bases 1 to 1353 code for a protein of 450 amino acids. The transcript is spliced from 7 exons. NCBI's taxonomy places the organism in Eukaryota, Fungi, Basidiomycota, Agaricomycetes, Polyporales, Fomitopsidaceae.